This is a messenger RNA of Dermatophagoides farinae (American house dust mite), 963 nucleotides long. The record is from RefSeq and is a predicted model, not a curated record. NCBI's taxonomy places the organism in Eukaryota, Metazoa, Arthropoda, Arachnida, Sarcoptiformes, Pyroglyphidae.
CGUUCAUGAUUAUAGGAAAUGUCCACCGAUCAUAAAGAAUUAUUACUUCGACAGGCUGCACGUUUAGCUAUACGUGCAAAUGAUUUUGCAUUAAAUGGUGAUUAUAUCGAUGCAGUUAAAUAUUAUACACAAGCUAUUGAUCAUUGUGGUGAACAUGCCAUUUUCAGUUUCUAUCUUAAUCGUGCAUUAUGUUUACUGAAAAUGGAUUUUUCCUAUCUAGCUCUUUUCGAUGCUAAUCAAGCUGUACGAUUAUCACCACAGAAUGUUAAAUGUUAUUAUAUUAGAAGUCGUGUGUUACGAAAAUUAAAACGCCAUGAAUUGGCUCAAAAUGAUCUUAAAAUUGCCAUGAAAAUUUGUCCAAAUUGUGAAAUUAUUCGUGAAGAAUCUCAACGUAUAAAUGAACAAAGUGAACGUGAAUUAUGUUUCUUUAAUGAAAAAUUAAAAUCAUACAAUUUGAAUGAUAAAACUUAUUACAAGAUUAAAGUGAAUUUUCAUCUAAUCAAAGCACGUGAUUUACCAACAAAUAUUUGGAAUUAUAAUGGAAUUCGUGUGGAAAAUAUCCGAUAUGAUGUGCCAAUCAAAUUGAUAAAUGAAUAUUUUUCAUUAUUUGGCAAUAUUGAAUUUAUAAAACGAGCAUAUUGCUAUUAUGAUGAUGAUAAUUCAUUAUUCAUCUAUUAUUAUAAUCCAGUGACACCAAUGUUUACUAUAGCAUAUUUUCAAGGUAAAACAUUCAAAGAAUUAUGUCAAAUCAAUGAUGAUAAACAAUAUAAAUCAUUACGUUUAUAUUUUGCACCAACUGAUCAUCAAAUUGAAUUGAAAUAUUUUCGACCAAAUUAUCCACCAAUCAAUACACAAGAAUGUUAUUUUUGGCGUACAACAUACUGUAAUUUGAAAGAACGUUGUCCAAAAUUUCAUCUACAACCAUGUAAAAAUGUUGAUGCACAAAUGUGGAUGUUUAAAUGA